GCUGAGACUAAAAAUUCCAAAGAGGUGGAGUCACAUGCCACCACAAGAUAUCACAAACAACUAUUGAGGGGCUAUAAAUACUUUUGCUUCCUCACUGACAUACCACACUGAGGAUUGAUUGAUUUUACAUGGUCAUUGGAAAAUCAAGCCUGAAGAAUGGUGAUCUCAGGAGCUGCACUAUUACUCCUAUUGCUGUCGGCCAUUUUAACUAAUGGCCCAGCCAGUGCCCAGGUUGCCAGUGGCCAGGUCAGACUGGUGAAUGGAGAGGGUCAGUGCUCUGGCAGGGUGGAGAUCUACAAUGAUGGCCAGUGGGGAACAGUGUGUGAUGACACCUGGGACCUAAACGAUGCUGAGGUGGUGUGUAGACAGGUGGGCUGUGGCAGUGCUCAGGCUGCUCCAGGCAGUGCCCACUCUGGACAGGGCAGCGGACCAAUCUGGUUGGAUGAUGUGAGCUGUUCUGGAAGUGAAUCCUCCCUGUCACAGUGCCAGCACUCUGGGUUUGGGUCUCACAACUGUGGUCAUCAUGAAGAUGCUUCGGUGGUUUGCUCUGCCGGUGCCCAAGUCAGACUGGUGAAUGGAGAGGGUCAGUGCUCUGGCAGGGUGGAGAUCUACAAUGAUGGCGAGUGGGGAACAGUGUGUGAUGACUCCUGGGACCUAAACGAUGCUGAGGUGGUGUGUAGACAGGUGGGCUGUGGCAGUGCUCAGGCUGCUCCAGGCAGUGCCCACUCUGGACAGGGCAGCGGGCCCAUCUGGUUGGAUGAUGUGAGCUGUUCUGGAAGUGAAUCCUCCCUGUCACAGUGCCAGCACUCUGGGUUUGGGUCUCACAACUGUAUUCACCAGGAAGAUGCUGCUGUGGUUUGCUCUGCCGGUGCCCAAGUCAGACUGGUGAAUGGAGAGGGUCAGUGCUCUGGCAGGGUGGAGAUCUACAAUGAUGGCGAGUGGGGAACAGUGUGUGAUGACUCCUGGGACCUAAACGAUGCUGAGGUGGUGUGUAGACAGGUGGGCUGUGGCAGUGCUCAGGCUGCUCCAGGCAGUGCCCACUCUGGACAGGGCAGCGGGCCCAUCUGGUUGGAUGAUGUGAGCUGUUCUGGAAACGAAUCCUCCCUGUCACAGUGCCAGCACUCUGGGUUUGGGUCUCACAAUUGUAUUCACCAGGAAGAUGCUGCUGUGGUUUGCUCUGCCGGUGCCCAGGUCAGACUGGUGGGUGGAGAUGAUCAGUGCUCUGGCAGAGUAGAGAUCUACAAUGAUGGCCAGUGGGGAACAGUGUGUGAUGACUCCUGGGACCUAAACGAUGCUGAGGUGGUGUGUAGACAGGUGGGCUGUGGCAGUGCUCAGGCUGCUCCAGGCAGUGCCCACUCUGGACAGGGCAGCGGGCCCAUCUGGUUGGAUGAUGUGAGCUGUUCUGGAAGUGAAUCCUCCCUGUCACAGUGCCAGCACUCUGGGUUUGGGUCUCACAACUGUGGUCAUCAUGAAGAUGCUGCGGUGGUUUGCUCUGCCGGUGCCCAAGUCAGACUGGUGAAUGGAGAGGGUCAGUGCUCUGGCAGGGUGGAGAUCUACAAUGAUGGCGAGUGGGGAACAGUGUGUGAUGACUCCUGGGACCUAAACGAUGCUGAGGUGGUGUGUAGACAGGUGGGCUGUGGCAGUGCUCAGGCUGCUCCAGGCAGUGCCCACUCUGGACAGGGCAGCGGGCCCAUCUGGUUGGAUGAUGUGAGCUGUUCUGGAAACGAAUCCUCCCUGUCACAGUGCCAGCACUCUGGGUUUGGGUCUCACAAUUGUAUUCACCAGGAAGAUGCUGCUGUGGUUUGCUCUGCCGGUGCCCAGGUCAGACUGGUGGGUGGAGAUGAUCAGUGCUCUGGCAGAGUAGAGAUCUACAAUGAUGGCCAGUGGGGAACAGUGUGUGAUGACUCCUGGGACCUAAACGAUGCUGAGGUGGUGUGUAGACAGGUGGGCUGUAGCAGUGCUCAGGCUGCUCCAGGCAGUGCCCACUCUGGACAGGGCAGCGGGCCCAUCUGGUUGGAUGAUGUGAGGUGUUCUGGAAGUGAAUCCUCCCUGUCACAGUGCCAGCACUCUGGGUUUGGGUCUCACAACUGUGGUCAUCAUGAAGAUGCUGCGGUGGUUUGCUCUGCCGGUGCCCAAGUCAGACUGGUGAAUGGAGAGGGUCAGUGCUCUGGUAGGGUGGAGAUCUACAAUGAUGGCGAGUGGGGAACAGUGUGUGAUGACUCCUGGGACCUAAACGAUGCUGAGGUGGUGUGUAGACAGGUGGGCUGUGGCAGUGCUCAGGCUGCUCCAGGCAGUGCCCACUCUGGACAGGGCAGCGGGCCCAUCUGGUUGGAUGAUGUGAGGUGUUCUGGAAACGAAUCCUCCCUGUCACAGUGCCAGCACUCUGGGUUUGGGUCUCACAACUGUAUUCACCAGGAAGAUGCUGCUGUGGUUUGCUCUGCCGGUGCCCAGGUCAGACUGGUGGGUGGAGAUGAUCAGUGCUCUGGCAGAGUAGAGAUCUACAAUGAUGGCCAGUGGGGAACAGUGUGUGAUGACUCCUGGGACCUAAACGAUGCUGAGGUGGUGUGUAGACAGGUGGGCUGUGGCAGUGCUCAGGCUGCUCCAGGCAGUGCCCACUCUGGACAGGGCAGCGGGCCCAUCUGGUUGGAUGAUGUGAGCUGUUCUGGAAGUGAAUCCUCCCUGUCACAGUGCCAGCACUCUGGGUUUGGGUCUCACAACUGUGGACAUCAUGAAGAUGCUGCGGUGGUUUGCUCUGCCGGUGCCCAAGUCAGACUGGUGAAUGGAGAGGGUCAGUGCUCUGGCAGGGUGGAGAUCUACAAUGAUGGCGAGUGGGGAACAGUGUGUGAUGACUCCUGGGACCUAAACGAUGCUGAGGUGGUGUGUAGACAGGUUGGCUGUGGCAGUGCUCAGGCUGCUCCAGGCAGUGCCCACUCUGGACAGGGCAGCGGGCCCAUCUGGUUGGAUGAUGUGAGCUGUUCUGGAAGUGAAUCCUCCCUGUCACAGUGCCAGCACUCUGGGUUUGGGUCUCACAACUGUGGACAUCAUGAAGAUGCUGCGGUGGUUUGCUCUGCCGGUGCCCAAGUCAGACUGGUGAAUGGAGAGGGUCAGUGCUCUGGCAGGGUGGAGAUCUACAAUGAUGGCGAGUGGGGAACAGUGUGUGAUGACUCCUGGGACCUAAACGAUGCUGAGGUGGUGUGUAGACAGGUGGGCUGUGGCAGUGCUCAGGCUGCUCCAGGCAGUGCCCACUCUGGACAGGGCAGCGGGCCCAUCUGGUUGGAUGAUGUGAGCUGUUCUGGAAACGAAUCCUCCCUGUCACAGUGCCAGCACUCUGGGUUUGGGUCUCACAAUUGUAUUCACCAGGAAGAUGCUGCUGUGGUUUGCUCUGCCGGUGCCCAGGUCAGACUGGUGGGUGGAGAUGAUCAGUGCUCUGGCAGAGUAGAGAUCUACAAUGAUGGCCAGUGGGGAACAGUGUGUGAUGACUCCUGGGACCUUAACGAUGCUGAGGUGGUGUGUAGACAGGUGGGCUGUGGCAGUGCUCAGGCUGCUCCAGGCAGUGCCCACUCUGGACAGGGCAGCGGGCCCAUCUGGUUGGAUGAUGUGAGCUGUUCUGGAAGUGAAUCCUCCCUGUCACAGUGCCAGCACUCUGGGUUUGGGUCUCACAACUGUGGUCAUCAUGAAGAUGCUGCGGUGGUUUGCUCUGCCGGUGCCCAAGUCAGACUGGUGAAUGGAGAGGGUCAGUGCUCUGGCAGGGUGGAGAUCUACAAUGAUGGCGAGUGGGGAACAGUGUGUGAUGACUUCUGGGACCUAAACGACGCUGAGGUGGUGUGUAGACAGGUGGGCUGUGGCAGUGCUCAGGCUGCUCCAGGCAGUGCCCACUCUGGACAGGGCAGCGGGCCCAUCUGGUUGGAUGAUGUGAGCUGUUCUGGAAGUGAAUCCUCCCUGUCACAGUGCCAGCACUCUGGGUUUGGGUCUCACAACUGUAUUCACCAGGAAGAUGCUGCGGUGGUUUGCUCUGCCGGUGCCCAGGUCAGACUGGUGAAUGGAUAUGAUCAGUGCUCUGGCAGAGUAGAGAUCUACAAUGAUGGCGAGUGGGGAACAGUGUGUGAUGACUCCUGGGACCUAAACGAUGCUGAGGUGGUGUGUAGACAGGUGGGCUGUGGCAGUGCUCAGGCUGCUCCAGGCAGUGCCCACUCUGGACAGGGCAGCGGGCCCAUCUGGUUGGAUGAUGUGAGCUGUUCUGGAAGUGAAUCGUCCCUGUCACAGUGCCAGCACCCUGGGUUUGGGAUACAUGACUGUGGUCAUCAUGAAGAUGUUGCGGUGGUUUGCUCUGGGGACAUGGCAGGCUGAGUAAACUCCUAGGCAUUCGCAGGAGCAUCAAAAGUUCCCAGCUAUGAAAUGGAUCUGUUUGUUCCUUCCAAUUUACUAUCCAUUCACAUAUCUUCAGUGUGUUAUUGUGAUUGUAGUCAACAUCCCCUGUUUAAUCACAAGACAAGCAUCACUGGGUGAUACCAUCAAAUCAUUACAAAAUUAUAAUCCUACUACGCUGAGAUUCCCUUGAAAAGCCUCUUAUAGAUUAGUUUGGACUCUCUCGUGCUUUGUGCCUGUGAUUUAUACAUUCUUUUUACCUGUUUUAUGAGCAAAUAAAAAAAUAUUCAUAUUAA
Conger conger (European conger) is the source of this 4661-nucleotide messenger RNA. Its product is annotated as deleted in malignant brain tumors 1 protein-like. The transcript has 17 exons. Bases 157 to 4347 code for a protein of 1396 amino acids. Gene Ontology annotation, cellular component: membrane. NCBI's taxonomy places the organism in Eukaryota, Metazoa, Chordata, Actinopteri, Anguilliformes, Congridae. The record is from RefSeq and is a predicted model, not a curated record.